GCUUCGUGUGUUUUUUUUUUUUUUUUGCGAGGAAAGUAGGAAUCCCACGUUGUCGGACAGUUUGGAAGCACAGCGGAAGUGCGAGCAGCGGCUGGAGCAUCGAGCGGGUCAAAGCGAAACUCUUCUGCGGGGAUCAGGCUGCAGGAUGUGGGCUCGGCUGACGGUCACGGUCGGGCGCUCGGUACUCGGGCUGCGGCGGGUCGCGGGUGCUGGAUGUGCGGGGAGGACCCACCAGGAGACACGGGAUUUCAGUGUAGAGGCGGCCGUGAAGAAAACCCCACUCUUCGACUUCCACAGGUACCAUGGCGGAAAGAUGGUGGAGUUUGCAGGCUGGAGUAUGCCUGUCCAGUACAAAGACACUCACAUCGUCUCACACAUGCACACCAGGGAGCACUGCUCCAUCUUCGACGUCAGCCAUAUGCUGCAGACCAAAAUCCAUGGCAAAGACCGGAUAAAGUUCAUGGAGUCUCUGGUGGUUGCAGAUAUCGCAGAGUUGAAGGACAACCAGGGUACGCUGUCCCUCUUCACUAAUGAGAAAGGAGGAAUCAUGGACGACCUCAUAGUGACAAAGACAGACCAGGGUUACCUCUACGUGGUCUCCAACGCUGGCUGUGCCGACAAGGACUCUCUUCACAUGAAGGCCAGACUGGCAGAGUACAAGGCUGCCGGGUUAGAUGUGGACCUGGAGUUCAUUGAUGAAGCCCUGAUUGCUUUGCAAGGUCCCACCAUGGCUCAGACGCUUCAGGCGGGACUGAAGGAAGACCUCAGUAAGCUGACCUUCAUGACCUCCGCCCUGGUCACGGUGUUUGGUAUUCCUGAGUGCAGGGUGACGCGCUGCGGAUACACUGGAGAGGACGGGGUGGAGAUUUCUGUUCCUCGUUUAAGAGUGGUUGAGCUGGCAGAGAAGCUGCUUAGCAACAGUGAAGUGAAGCUGGCCGGUCUGGGAGCCAGAGACAGUCUUCGGCUGGAGGCGGGACUGUGUCUCUACGGCAACGACAUAGAUGAGACCACCACGCCUGUGGAGGCCAGUCUUGUUUGGACGAUAGGGAAGCGCCGGCGUCAGAUGAAGGAUUUUCCAGGCGCAGACAUCAUUGUCCCGCAAAUCAAAGCCAAGACGGCCAGGAAAAGAGUUGGACUGGUGUCCACCGGUCCCCCAGUGAGACAGCACACCCCCAUCCUCAGCCCCGAUGGACAGGUCAUAGGGGAAGUGACCAGCGGCUGUCCCUCUCCCUGCCUGAAAAAGAACAUCCCCAUGGGUAUCGUGGAUGCAGCUUUCUCCAAGAACGGCACAGCCCUCAAGGUUGAAAUCAGGAAGACAGUCCCGGCAGUAGUCAGCAAAUGCCCCUUUGUUCCCACAAGCUACUACUCUGGUUAGGAGAUGCACACCUUCUGCCAUUUUGUCUUAUUUACUGCUGUUUUCCCCCUGGUGUCUUACUCCAGCAAUACAAGACCAAUUUAGGAUGCAAAACUACUUUCCUGUAAGUGUGAAAACACCAACUUAAAUAUGGUUGGUGUACGGCUGUGAUCAGCCAUAUUUAAUACAGGAAAAUCAAA
Messenger RNA from Fundulus heteroclitus (mummichog), 1554 nucleotides. Its product is annotated as aminomethyltransferase, mitochondrial-like. Lineage: Eukaryota; Metazoa; Chordata; Actinopteri; Cyprinodontiformes; Fundulidae. Gene Ontology annotation, cellular component: mitochondrion. The record is from RefSeq and is a predicted model, not a curated record. Gene Ontology annotation, molecular function: protein binding; aminomethyltransferase activity. Gene Ontology annotation, biological process: glycine catabolic process.